UUCAUCUUGUGCACGCUUGCACGCAGUGAUAAGAACGUCUACAUUCAUCGAGUACUUCAUUCUCAGCUGAGGAGCAUGCUGUUUUAUCAUGUAAAGGAAGUGUUGUUAAAAUUUUACCAAGAUGAUAUCGCUCGUGUUGUUGCUGCUGCCGUGCUGGUUGCUGCACUGAUCAGCACACUGUAUCUCAGUUCUAUCAUCGGUCUGACGAUACUGCUGUUCUUCAUCAAUGGCUGUGCCGCGGCAGUAUUUGUACUAAACCAUAAGGACACGUUCGGGAGAUACAUACAGAAGGCAAAAGAUUUCUUUGGCUUCAAGGAUUACGAUGGAUCCAAUCAGCACGAGUGCGACGUCUGUGGCAAUGACCGUUGUCCGCGGCAUAACCGCAACGUGCUGGUUCCGAAACCAUCGCAAGGAUUUUUGAUCGAUCGUCCACUAGACGAGGCCAUCGAUAGGUUUUUUACGCACAUACUGGACAAUUUUAUUCGCAGCUGGUACAACCAGGUAACACCGGACGAAGAGUUCCUGUAUCACCUGAAAUCCACCCUCCGGGAUGCACUUUGUCGGCUAGUGCUUAGAGCGAAGGAAAUCGAUGCACCGGGAGUGAUAAUGAAUCGGUUGCUUCCGACCGUCUUCAUACACUACGAAAUCAUUGCCAAAAUGCUACUCGUGGAUCACGUUCCAAUGGACAAAUUGGCCAAAACGUUCGUCAUAGAUGAGUACCCGAUCCAUCCGGCAGUUUUGAACCGCGGGGCAGAGUUGAACUAUUUGCGCGGUGUAGCCAAAGUGCUUAUACCUAGGCUUUUUACGGCGGAGAAUACGAGUUGCAAGAUUUUCUUUAACCUUAUCAAAGAGUUGCUGACAUUCUGGGUGCUGUUACCAAUAAUGGAUGUUAUCGCCGAUCCGAAUCUGAUAAAUUUACUCAUCAUAAUUGCCACUGAUAAGCGCGUGAAGGACGCGUCCCGUAAAGCGACGGAUGGGGCUAAAGAACAAGGCCACGAAAAGGUAGAAAUUUUGGGCGAUUUUGUUGGUCGCAGUUUACGAAAGAUUGAGUGCGGCGUGGAGAUAAGUGUCGCGCAAGAGAUUCUAUGGGAAGAUAAGGACAAGCUGUAUUAUUUUAUGCAGUUUCUGAUCAAGGAAGGUUCGGUAGAGCUGUUGCAGUUUUAUUUGGAUGUUGAUAACUUAAACAGAGAGCUAGAGGAUCCCCACAUCACUACGGACCCCACGAAAUUGUCUUCAUUGCACCAGCAGUCAGAAAAAUUGUUUCUCAAAUAUCAGUCUAUGGUGAAAUCGACCGGCAGUCUACUUGGCAGUGAAGAUACAACCUCGGUCAGUACACUCACGGAAGCACACGAUCGUGUGCGGUUGAAGCUGGAAGAGAAAUGGUUCAAACAAUUCAGCAAAACGUCCGAAUACUUUACCUUGGUUUACGGAGGACGGGAAAUACGCGAACCAUAUGAUAAACGAGGAAGCGAUGGAAUCAGUGGGACCAGUACAAAAUUUAGCUCCAAGUUCAAGGAAGUCAUCCGAGGCGCCGUUGACGGUGCACCCAUCGAAGCCACCGAGUCACCUACGGUUUGGGACGCGUUGAACGAUGUCCAUCCGAGCAACAAUAUUUACAAUUCUGUGACGCAAAAGCUUCGCAAAGAGAAGGGCCAAAGUUUGGAUGUUUUUAUGACUACUUUUAUGCAUUCCAUCGAGCAAAGUCCUGACAUUGGAGAGGACGUUGUGUUGGAGAAGGAACCGAUUAAGAAGAGAAGCAAAAUUCCCGGCCAAAGCAUCGUAUUCGGAGAUUUGUUCGAGCUGAAAAAGGCUUCCAAAAAUACUCACACUACAACACUACUGUCACACAGCGUACGUGGCCCAUCGCAAUGCUUCGUUUAUAUUCUGGUCAAAGUACUCAACGCGCCUUUCAUAAUCGUCCGUUUGGCGCUGGCAUUUUGCUGCGUAUCCCGCAAAUCCGUCGACACGCUAAUCAAUUCCCUCACUGCGAAGCUGAUACGGGCAGGGCUAAAAGAGAGUCGAUUGGCUUUCCUCAUUAAUCUGCUACGCGAGCACGUAUUUCUCCGGAAGCAGCCGGAACCCACUCCGGCAAUGCUAUUGAAACGACAGCAAGAGGCUCGAAAGCGGCUGGAAGACCUACGCCGGGGACUGGGCAAUGUAGCCGAUGUGUUGCAGUCACCGGUGCUGAACAAGCAUCUAAUGUAUUGCCUAUUUGAUAUUCUGCUAGCGGAGAUGUACCCGGAGUUUGACGAAUCUCCGAGUGGUUAGGAUUAGUUGUGGUAAAUCAACGUAUGAGGCUCUCUGGCAGUA
Messenger RNA from Anopheles maculipalpis, 2310 nucleotides. Its product is annotated as sorting nexin-14-like. The coding region runs from base 76 to 2268 and encodes 730 amino acids. Gene Ontology annotation, cellular component: late endosome. The record is from RefSeq and is a predicted model, not a curated record. Gene Ontology annotation, molecular function: phosphatidylinositol binding. The transcript has 7 exons. Gene Ontology annotation, biological process: autophagosome maturation. NCBI's taxonomy places the organism in Eukaryota, Metazoa, Arthropoda, Insecta, Diptera, Culicidae.